Molecule: messenger RNA, 1100 nt
Organism: Drosophila gunungcola (fruit fly)
Lineage: Eukaryota; Metazoa; Arthropoda; Insecta; Diptera; Drosophilidae
Gene: Fer1
Product: pancreas transcription factor 1 subunit alpha
Exons: 4
Coding region: 8-790 (260 amino acids)
Biological process (GO): regulation of transcription by RNA polymerase II; developmental process
Molecular function (GO): RNA polymerase II transcription regulatory region sequence-specific DNA binding; protein dimerization activity; DNA-binding transcription factor activity, RNA polymerase II-specific
Source: RefSeq, a predicted model, not a curated record
CCUGACAAUGUUUUCCAUGGACAACUUUGACUUGGAGGCCACGAUGGCGCGCCACUUCUUCGAGGGAUCGCAGGCCACCAACGCCUCCACCUCCAGCUCCGAUUAUUUUUUUGGGGACGAGCACAGCUCGGAGAGCGAUGACGAGGAUGACGCCUACAGCAGUGGCUUCAACAGCGACCAGGAGAACACCGAGAAGACCCGGCGGAGCCACAAGCCACGGCGCUUGAAGUGCGCCUCCCAAAUGGCCCAGCAGCGCCAGGCGGCCAAUCUCCGGGAGCGUCGGCGGAUGCAGAGCAUCAACGAGGCGUUCGAGGGCCUGCGCACCCACAUUCCCACGCUGCCCUACGAGAAGCGACUGAGCAAGGUCGACACACUCAAGCUGGCCAUCAGCUACAUAACCUUCCUCAGCGAGAUGGUCAAAAAGGACAAGAACGGCAACGAACCCGGCCUAAGCUUGCAGCGCAAUUACCAGAAGGAACCGCCCAAGAAAAUCAUCCUCAAGGAUCGCACUGGCGGUGUGGCGCACUCGUUGUCCUGGUACCGCAAGGGCGACCGAUACCCGGGCAGCAAGCUCUACGCCCGCACCUGGACACCGGAGGACCCCAGGGGGCCCCACUCGCAGCCCCAGCCCUUGUACAACAACAGCAACUCGAACCAGAACCAGAAUCAGAAUCAGAAUCAGAAUCAGAACAGCAACCAGAGCAGCGACGAGUUCAGCGGAAGUGGAAGUGCCGAUAUGUCCGAUCCGGGAGCAACGGCCAGUAUCUUUAGCAGCGGCAGCGGAAUAUGAAGGCCAAGGUCCCAGUAUGAACACUGAACUGAAGACGGUCAGAGGGAUUGAGAUGCAAAGGAAACCCUACUAGUCAAGCCCUGCUAGUCACGGCACCUAACACAUAUUAACCAACUUAAUAAUUAUAUGAGGAAAACAAGUUCUGUGGUAUUUAAUUGCUCUAAGUUCGCUAAUAUCUAAAUGUUAUACAUAGUGGUUUAGUUUAAAUCGAAUAAACAUUCAACACAAAAUCAACCCAACGCUAUCUAAUUGCAGUUCAAGCGGCGAGGGCAAAACGAACAAUUCGAGGAUAAAUUAUAUAGUUAUCAGC